Molecule: messenger RNA, 7991 nt
Organism: Drosophila kikkawai
Lineage: Eukaryota; Metazoa; Arthropoda; Insecta; Diptera; Drosophilidae
Gene: MESR4
Product: misexpression suppressor of ras 4
Biological process (GO): regulation of transcription by RNA polymerase II
Cellular component (GO): PcG protein complex; chromatin; transcription regulator complex
Molecular function (GO): RNA polymerase II cis-regulatory region sequence-specific DNA binding; DNA-binding transcription factor activity, RNA polymerase II-specific
Source: RefSeq, a predicted model, not a curated record
GCGCAAGCUAUCGAAACUCCGCCCAUCCCUAGCUUCUGCGCGUGUUUCAAUGGCUGUAAAAGCGAAAAAUAUUGCUAAAAAGUUGUUUUUCCCACGUAAUUCGAGCGUUCUCGCCUGCAAUUUUUCGCAAUUCGCGGGCCUCAUACAAUACUUAAAGUGUUGCACGCAAUCCGCAGUGGGAAGGAACGCGAACAAAGUGAGCAGAACAUAAAAUGCGAAGCGUGGACGGCGACGUGCAAAAAGAAGAAAAUUUUAUUCCUCGUUACCGAGACGCGCAAAAAGGCGAAAAGUCUGGAUUGCGCUAGAGAAUUAUUCACUGUUGUGAAAUAACAUUGCGCAACUUGUGGAGAGUCCUGGUGUGUUAUUAAACAAUUGAAACCAGGCGCAAAUUGUAUAAGCAGAGCGCCCGUCUGGGGCGCGCAGGGACGAGCACUCAGAGGGGUGGGGGUGCCGUUCUUGUUCAGUCUCGGCCAAUCCGCUGGGCAAAUCUCUCGGUUUCGGUCUCUUGGUUCAGUUGUGCAGCGAACUUCCGUGAAAUCGGUUGUUGUUUUGGUGCGGUACGUUCUCUUUGCGGUUUGCGCGCGUAAAAUCAUCUCCUUUGCCCGUCUCUCUCGCCGCCGUUUCUCUCUCUCUUGCCGCUCUUGCUCGUCUCUCACCCGCGCUUUGUGGGAAAAUUCUACCUAAGCACGGUACAGCAACAACAACAAGCGGGGGAAAAAAAAACGGCAACAGCAGCAGCAACAACAAGAAGUCACAGGAGGAGAGGAGCAGUUGUGCUGAGAACGCUACGAAUUCGCAGAGAGAAAGAGCGAGAACCGGAACGGAUUCAACGCAAACGGCAUGCAAAGCGUGUGAAUGCAGAAAAUAUGAUGGAAGCAUUGGAUCAGCAACAAACCAAGCUAACGUCUACAAAAGAUGCUGGAGACGCGGGAACAGGAGCAGAAGUCGGAGCUGGAGCUGGAGCGGGUACUGUCUGUAGCGAGGAAGAUGACUUCGAGGAGCCUCAUCCUGCGCUGGGCUUGGCGGAAGAGGAUACAGCAAACGAAAACAAUAACGCCGCUGCUGAUGGAAAGCGGAAAAAGAGCGCAGAUGACGUGAUAGACUUUACCCUGGCAAAUGGCCAAAGCAGCAGAGAUAGACGAGAGUCAAGAGAUGGGGCGGAGGAUGACGCCGAAGCAGCCGUUACGGAAGAGACAUUAAAGGAAUCUCCUGUACAUUUGGAGGAAGAUAAAGAUCUUGAGAGCAAAACAGCAGCAUCUCCCGGUGAAGCAUACCCCGAGUCUGAGAAAACAGAGCAGGUCGAUGAUGUCCAAGACGAGCUCCCAGAAAACACAGCAAUCUCCAUAGAGGAUGAAAGCUUGGCGCAUGAUAAAGUAAAUGCCGAAGUGACUCCCCCGCCUGUUAUAGAUCUGGAGUCGGAUUCUGAUAGUGGAGCUGAGGAGGAGUUUCUGUCCUUUAAAGAUCCCAAGAGCCCAGUUCCAGAGAGUGACGAAGAAGUGGAAAGGGAAGAGGAGGAGCAGGAGGAGUCCCAGCCCUCCAAUGAACUUUACAAAGGUCCAGCUGGUGAUCGGGUCUCGGCAGCAGAUGAAGACAUGGAUUUAGUUCAAGAAAAGACACCGCAACCCACACGAGAAUUUAUGUUGGAGGAAUCGGACACUGUGGACUCUCCCUCGUUGACCAUGGAUCUAGAUCACGUGGAUGUACCAAGUAGUGAGAAUGGGGAUGGGCAUCCCCAUAUCGAAGCCAUUAAGCUUGAGUCCGAUUCUGAAGAGGAACAUCCGGGGGAGAGCACCAAGUCAAAGGGUGCUGCACCUACUGCCGCUGAUGUCGUCCCGCCGAUCAAGCUGAACGGAGCUCAUCAGUCUGCGAAAGAGGGACAUAAGGAAGAGGAUGCAGAGGAGCUUCAGCAGGAAGAAGGUUACGUGGAGCAAGAAGAGCCCCAGCAACUGUCUGUGAUAACAAACCACACUGGCACCAACGUUGAUGCUAAGCCGACAGCCGCUUCGCCGGAGCUGUCCCUCUCUCGGGUGCUACCCAUUCGAAGGAGCCGCAGCAGGAGCACCAGUUGCGGGAGCAGCACCAUUAGCUCUGCUUCGCAGCCCCAAUUGAUUAUUGAUCAUCCGGAAACUGAUCAAAGUGCCAGGGUGCCGACGCUGAAGCUUUCCAUGAAGCGCAGGCGCAGCAAAAGUUCCUCCGUCAGCCAGCCCGACCAGCAGCAGCAGCAGCAGCAGGACCAGCCAGAGAAGCAGCGGCCGAAGGACGAAGCAGACGGCUCGUCCUCGCUGCUCCUGCAACGCCUCCAGGGAAAUCCCAAUGCUGGUCCAUCGGUCACAACCGCGGACAGCCAAUUCCUUAACUGUGCCAAGUGCAAUAUGCAGUUUGAGUUCGAGAGUUUUCAGCAGCUAAAUGAGCAUCAGGCUCAGUGCCGAGGUUUUGCCAGCAGCGUUAGCACGGGCAGCUCCACGUUGCCCUUGAACAAGGAGCGGUACUUCCGGUGCAGACAGUGCAGCAGUGUCUUUCAGUGCUGGAACUUCUUCAAGCACAUGCGGGAUGCGCACCAGCUUUACUUCUGCUUGUACUGCUCACACGUAUUUCACGUUGCCGAAAAGCUGUCGCUGCAUCUAGAGAACAAACACGACAUCGACCAGCGCCAUUUCGCCAAGGAAGGGUGGAUGCUGCAGCGGGAACAGAGAGAUCGGGCCUCACAUUUCAUCUGUUGCUCCUGCCAGUCAACUUUCCUCGAGGGCACUGAGUUCGAGACCCAUGAUUGCUCGCAGUUCAUGCAGCCUUGCACUCUGUGUGGCCAAAAAGGCGGCCAUGCGGUCGGCUGUCGGAAUAAUAAACGAAAGCCGGCCAAGAGACGCAGAAAGAUGCGAAAGCCGCCGGAACCGACUGCUCCGCCACUUUUGCAGGACCACAUUGUCCAGCCUGCUCCCAUAGAGAUGGAACUGGUGCAGUUCCAACCGCAACCUCAGCAAUUUAACCCUGCGGAGAACAUUCCAGCGCCCGGGCCCGUCGCAGAGCCUCCAGCUCCUCCCAGUCCUAAAUUGGUGGUGCCCAAAAUUAUGUUGCGGGUACCUAAGGAGUUUCAAAAGUCUGUGGAUGCUGCUCUUAGCAGCACCGACACGGAAGAGGAGGAGAUGGACGUUUCGCAGCCGGCAGAGGAAACGGCGCCACUGCCGGCCGAUGAUGUGCCGAUGGAAGCUGCACCCCCCGAGAAUUUGCCAACGGAAGCAGCACCAACGGGACCAUCGCCAAUAUUCAGCUUUGAUGACUCCCCCGCGGCCAAGCUGAACCGCGUUUUGGCCGAAUUAGAGCGCACCAAGCUGGACAUUGAGCGUACCAAGGCGGAUAUUAUAACAAAGAAGCAAGCCAAGGUAAUUAUGGCCCAAGCCGAGGAGAAUAUGAUGGCCCAGCCGGCGGACGUUCGUCUGCAGCAGCAACAGCCACAGCCGGACGAGCAGCGUCGAUGGUCGCUAACGCCGCCUGCAUCUCCCCACAACAACACCAACAACCAUAACAACCACAUGAAUCUGCCCCAGCCACCGCCGCCAGCUUUGAUCACUGAAUUUGCUGAUCAGCCCGAUGCAGAGCGUCGAAACAGCCUCGGCAGUGAUUGCAUGGACAUAGAUGACACCUUGAAUGGUCCGGAUUACGCGGAUAAUAGGGAACAACACGUGGAGAAGGCACAGGAAUCGCUGAUACGACCUCAAAGUUCUCAGGAGAAUCAGACGAUACCUCAUUUUCAGCCAUCUCUGCCUCCUCCCCCUCCGCCUCCUCCAGCCGAUGGCAUAAUGGUUGCUGGAGUUGAGACGCCAACGGUUGAUCUGCAAUUAAACCGCCCGUUGGACCGAUUUUCAAUGGUGGACUUUGUGCGCUUGUGUUUAAACGCGGUGUUUUCUGUGUGUCUGUACUGCAACCAUGCGCGGCGGAUCGCGGUGAACGGAAAGCAGCUGGUGCUGCACUUGAUCAGCCAGCACCGCUUUACGGCGACAGUUGACAGCAUUACAGCCGAGGAGCUGUAUGCAGAGACAAUUGUGGCCCGGCUGAAAAGCUUCCUGCCCCACCUCGAGCAAGAGUAUCUGAACGCGGCCAGUUUCUGCACUUUGGAGAAGAGCACGUAUGAGGUGCAGGAUUUCAACGAGCGUAUCUACGAGUGCUUCACCUGCCGGUUCAUAACCUACACGCACAAGGAGCUGUACACGCACAACCGGAGGCUGCACAUGAAGUCGAAUAUUACGUGCGUCAUGUGCCAGAUGAACUUCUAUAGCUAUAGCGAGAUCCUGUGCCACAUCUGUCCCGGAACGGUGGGUGGCAGUAUCUAUGACCUAAAGUUUCGAUGCUGUCUCUGCGAUGUGUCGCCCCUGCCCUCCGCCUUCCGGCUGAUGGUGCAUUUGAGGAAGCAGCACCAGGCGUGCGACAUCUGCCUGGAGGAUUGCCAGAAUCAGUCGAAGCUAUCGGCGCACGUGUGGAAGCAUAAGCUGUUGCAUUUGUGCUAUCGCUGUGGCAUCGCCUACCGGAACAAGCAGGACAUCUCGAAGCAUCUGUUCUGGAAGCACGGUACCGAGAGUGCCAGCUGCAGGAAGUGCUUACAGAAGCGCUGGCGCCAUGUCUAUCACUUUUGCGUGCCGCCCGUGCAGUUUCCGUGCGAGCAGUGCGGCUUCAACUUCAGCAAGGCCAUUUACCUCGAGGUCCACGAGCGGAUGCACUCUGGCGACUUCCGCUAUGCCUGCGCCGAAGAGGGCUGCGAGGAGAAAUUUGUGUCGCGCAAGCUGCUCCUGAAUCAUGCCAGCAGUCAUGUGGUAAAGGAACUACCACAUGAAGCUCUGAUGGCGCCGGCGGAUGAAGCUUCCACGGGCGGCCAAAAGCUGGAGGAGAUGAUAAAAAAGGAGUCGGAAGAGGAGGGCGUGGAAAUGCAAGAUGGAAAGCCGGCUGAAGGACAACAUUUGGCUGACGUCGAAAAAAAGGAUUCGGACAAGAAGGAGGAUUCCGAAAACAACAAGGAGUCGGUGAAAGGGUCAACUGACAGCAAGUCGGAGAAUCGCAAAAAGCGCAAGAAAUCCAAACGCAGCAAGGAAUCCCUCGAGGACCUCAAUCUCAUCGCACCCAAUCUCUCGGAGUCGGACAGCAGCGAUGACAGUGACUCGGAUGCUCCGCGAAGCAGCCACCAAGAGCAGCCAGCAACGCUGCCGAUGCGAUCCUCUGUGGACGACCUAGACAUGCCCAAGGUGAUGCUGUCACCAUCCUCUGAAAGCGAUGCCGACGAGCCGAUGGAUGGAAAGCCCAAACUGGAGGACAAGGAGCAACCAGCUGUUGAACAAGUUCAAAAAGAAGAAAAAGAAGAGCAGAAUGGAUCUAAGACCGAAGGAGAAGGGGACUCCAAAAAGGAAGAUGAAGAGGAAAUGGAUGUCUCCAUUUGGAAAAAUCUCCUGCAAAAUCAGGCAGCCGUUCCCGAAGAGCCGGCACCAGUUAAGGAAGAAGAAAUUGCCACCAAGAUUCUCGAACAGCCACCUGCCAAGAUCCAUGUGGCCUGGUCGGAUCACGAUUACUGCAAGCUGCACCGCACUCCUCCCCCCUCGCCCGUCAAGCAGAAAUCCACUCCGAAGUCCGCUAACAAAAGGCCUGGCGGUGGGAAUGCCUCCAGCGAUAGCGACUCUUCGAGCUGCUCCAGCUCUUCGGACUCGGAUUCUUCGAGUUGCUCCUGCGGCACUAAUUGCAGCUGCAGUUCCAGCAACAGCAGCAGCUCCAGCGACGACUCUGACGAUUCUGAUAGCUCUAAUAAUGCUGCAGGCUCACCGCAGAAGCGUGCUCGCAAAAAGUCGCUGAAGCACAAGAAAAGCGGAGAGUCGCUUACGCGGGCUGAGCAAUCUGAGCGAGGUCACGAGGACUUGGAUAUCAAUGUGACGGCCUUGAAUGAGGAUAAUCCAGCCCCUGCUCCGCCAUCACCGCAGCCGCCGAUGUAUAAUGAGUCCGACUUCGAUACUGCUUUCUCGGAAACGGAUGAAGAGUUCUACGACCCGCAUCCCCAGAAGCUGGCCAACGAGCUGCUGACGCAGAAGCGCGAGGCUCUCCUUGCGGAGCAUGCGCCCCUGGUGCCGAGCAACAAUUACGAUAUCGUGGAGAACAGUCGCCCUUCGACCCCAUCACUUCCGGAGGAGGCGCUCGCGUUUGCCGAUAAGCGGGAACGGGUGAGAAAUAAGAAAAAGAAGAGAGAACGAAAGUCUACAUGCAAGUCGGGCAAGAUGCCGCCGAUGGUCGUCAGUACGCCGCUGCCCAUGGACGCGAUGCCUGGAGUUUCUGCAAUGUCUGGGAUGUCGUCGAUGACCGGAAUGGUGGCGCCUUUGGAACCACCCACUCCUUUGCCGGCGCACCACGAGGCGCCUCUGUUUCCCGUUACUCCCCUAACCCAUCGCCAUCUACAGCCCUCGGUCACGCCGAGAAGUGAGGGCAGCAGUUGCUCGGAUGCCGAUGGCCAACUGAAGCGCUCCAAGCGCCAGCGAAGACCCAACAAGUUCUACGGCUACACGAGCGACGAUGAGAACAUGAGCACCAUAUUGGCGCCGCCGUUACAGGUUGGGAUGCAGCUGAUUAAGCCCCAGCCCCCGCCACAGUUGACCUGGGCCAAGGAGGAUCUACCCACGCCGCCCAAACAACGCAGCAGGAAUAACAACAACAGUAGCCAUCAUCACUCUCACUCCCAUAGCAAUGGCGGAACCCCGCUGGCAGGAUCCUCCCGGAAGAGGAGUAAGCAGCGCUCACUGCUGGGCGCUGGCGGAUCUCGAUCCGCGAAACGCCACAAGCCGGAUCGAGAGGAUAACUUACCACCCAUUCCAACCCUCAAGAUCCGCCCUAGUUUGCUGCCCACUGCUCCGCCCACGGACAGCAGUGAGAGCAGCUCUGAGGAUGAGGACGUUGAGGUCAAUGUGACCAGUUUGAUACCAAACCCGCAACUAGCACCGCCAUCCGCUGGCUUGCUGGCGCCACCAGUUGUGGCGUUGCCGGUGCAACCACCACCUCCACCGCCACCAGCGGCCACGGCCUUUAAUCAACCCAUUCCGCCUGCCCUGCUGCCCAAUCCUGGAUUCGCCACGCUGCAGUACUUCAAGGCCAACAACAUCCGGUAUCCCAUUCGACCACCAGCCGGAGCACGUCUCGCCCGCGAAGGUGAAUCGGUGUACUGCUACUGUCGCUGCCCCUACGACGAGGUGUCUGAGAUGAUUGCCUGCGACGGAGACAACUGUCUGAUCGAGUGGUUCCACUUUGAGUGUGUGGGCAUAAUGGUGGCGCCACAGGGCAAAUGGUUCUGUGCCGAAUGCCGGCCGAAGUACUCCGAGGGCUCCUACCAGGGCGCGAACCCUCAGUGACGCUGAGGCGGGCUGGCUCUAACGACAUCCUUGCUUCCUCCUUGCAACAGCCACAAAUAAUAAUAUACUAUAACUACAACAAAACCCACUACAGAAUGGAUUACGCUUAUUAAUUGAUAAAACAACAUGUAGUCGCUUCUUCCCGGUAAUCAGCUGGGAACGAGAUAUAUCUAAAACUACUAACAAAAAAAAUAAACCCUCUUUAUAUAUUUAUAUAUUACGUAUAAGUAAAGAUCGAAGAAGAUAAUUGUGUAAACCCAGGCUCAAAGAUGCUCUCCGCGGAGGGAGCGUAAGCUAAGCUAAUGCUAAUUCAAAUAUCUGCAACAAGCUUAUAUAUAAAUAUAUAUAUAUAUCUACUUCGAUAAGUACUAAAUUUGUAUAUAAAUAUAGAGAUGUGUAAAAUAGCUAGAGUACGCAAGAGAUCCCAUAAAAAAAACCUAGGCAAUAAGGGCCUUCACUUAUACAUAGCAGUCCCCAAACUUAGUUCUUAACUAAAUCUACAUAUAAAAUUAUACAUGACUAUGAUUAGAUACAAAACCACAAUCGAAAAUUAAAUGCAAAUCUCUGAAUGCAAUCGAUUAUGAGAGAAAUAAACAACACGCAUCAAUGUGAGAGACAUAUACAAAA